GGUGGCGGAGUCAAGAGAGCCCGAGUUGGCUGGGGCAGGCGAGGUGGACGGCGGCCGGCGGGGCCGGGCCCGGUGGCGGCGGCGAUGGGGACCUCCCCCUUGACCUCCCCUGUGGAACUCCUUUGUCAAACUCCUGUUUGCUCUCCCUGUUCGCUCGCUCUGUUCACUGUCUCUCUGAAAGCUGGCUUGCUUACAUCUCCUCACCUGUAGACCAACUGAGACAGCUCCCUCUGCUCUGCUCUGUUAGGAGUCAGGAAAGAUGAACAAUGAACAGUCAAAAGGUUGCAUGCAAUGAACUCAGAAUGAAACGACGAGUGUCCGACAGAGGAGGUGGGGAAACAUCCACCAAGGCUUUCUGCCCAGGGAUUUCCAGCAGCAACACCAAGCGGGCAGGACCUUUCAUUCUCGGACCUCGCUUGGGCAACUCCCCGGUGCCUAGCAUUGUCCAGUGUUUGGCAAGGAAGGAUGGAACGGAUGACUUUUACCAGCUCAAGAUCCUAACCUUGGAGGACAGGAAUGACAAAGGCACAGAAACCCAAGAGGAGCGUCAGGGCAAGAUGCUGCUCCACACAGAGUACUCCCUUCUCUCCCUUCUGCACAACCAGGAUGGGGUGGUACACCAUCAUGGCCUUUUCCAGGAUCGUGCCUGUGAGCUUGUUGAAGACCUGGAAUCCAACCGGAUGGUGCGAAAGAUGAAGAAGCGUAUCUGCCUGGUGCUGGACUGCCUCUGCGCCCAUGACUUCAGUGACAAGACAGCUGACCUCAUCAACCUGCAGCACUACGUCAUCAAGGAGAAGCGCCUCAGUGAGCGGGAGACCGUUGUGAUCUUCUAUGACGUUGUGCGGGUAGUGGAAGCCCUGCACAAGAAGAAUAUUGUGCACAGAGACUUGAAGUUGGGGAACAUGGUGCUGAACAAAAGGACCCAUCGAAUCACAAUCACAAACUUUUGCCUUGGGAAGCACCUGGUGAGUGAAGAAGACCUGCUGAAGGAUCAGCGUGGGAGCCCUGCCUAUAUCAGCCCUGAUGUUCUCAGUGGUCGGCCAUACCGUGGGAAGCCCAGUGACAUGUGGGCGCUGGGGGUGGUCCUCUUCACCAUGCUCUAUGGACAAUUCCCCUUCUAUGACAGCAUCCCUCAGGAGCUCUUCCGCAAGAUCAAGGCUGCUGAAUACACCAUCCCCGACAGAGAUGGGCGGGUGUCAGAAAAUACUGUGUGCUUGAUCCGAAAGCUGCUUGUCUUGGACCCUCAGCAGCGCUUGACGGCCUCAGAAGUGCUCGACUCCCUCAGCUCUAUCAUCGCCUCCUGGCAAUCAAUGUCUUCGCUAAGUGGGCCCUUGCAGGUGGUGCCCGAUAUAGAUGACCAGGUGGCAAACCCAGAAAACUCACACGAGGCAAAGUUGACGGAGGAGUGUUCUCAGUACGAGUUUGAGAACUACAUGAGGCAGCAGCUGUUGCUGGCCGAGGAAAAGAACACGCUCCAUGAGGCCAAAAGCUUCCUCCAAAAGCGGCAGUUUGGGAACAUCCCUCCUGUGCGGCGCCUGGGCCACGAUGCUCAGCCCAUGAACCCCCUUGAUGCGGCCAUUCUUGCACAACGCUACCUUCGGAAGUAGUUCAUCAAGCCCACCGAUUGCCUGCCGCCCACCUGACGUGGUGCGACAGCAGCAGCCAGGUCCCGGGAUCCCUAAUCAUGUAGCAGUCUUCCCCUGACGGGCCUCACCUGCUGGGGCUUGCCCCAAAGGGGCAAGGGAAAGAUCAACUCUCUGGGAAAACGGCUGGCAGAUUUUAACUCCAAACCUAGACAGCUAAUCUGCUUUUAAUCAUGACUCUGAAAUCUACCUCUCUGUCUCUUUCUAACCACACCGUUCUCUGGACUGAAACGAGGAGUGUCUUUGGCAGGCUUCUUUUCUGAUGCAGAUGUUGAACUGCGGAGACCACAUGGGUUGUGCUUCGCUCGAUAUGGUUUGAAUAAGCUUGAUCAUUUUCCCCCUUCUUCCCUCCUGAUGGGUUUCAUGAAAGUUAACUAUUUCUUAAACCCUCCCCCACCCUUUGUUCUAUUUUUAGUUUAACACCUGGUUUGAAUAUACUUUGUGUAAAAGUUGACUUCAGACCUCUGUGUGACCACAAACUUGGCAAAUGAGUCAUCUUUACUAUGAGCUUCUCGAUGUGAGGAGUGCUGCUUGCAGUUUGUGACGCGGGGAAAGAGUUUCAACCAGGGCUGAUCAAAAUGUAGCUUUUCUGGAGGCCCAAACCUCCCUUUUUCAAUCACUUAAUUACUGUGGAUAUACUGGGAGUUCUAGGUUGGUUGGUUUGUUUUUAAACAGGUAGCUUAUGAAAGGUGCAGUAAUGUUGCAUUAAUUCUGUUGACGUUUCUCUUGCCCCCUCACCCACACUGGUACAGCUGAAGGGAUAAAUCUGUGAUAAUGUGAAAAGGGUUUGCUUGCUUGUUUGUGCCACCCCCACUCCCAAUCUGUCUCAGGUUCAGAGAGACCUGCUGGGUCUCCACUCUUUCCUUCGUCUUGCCACUGUUGUCUUGUCCCAGGCGUUCCACCCUUGGCAUCAGGAAGGGGAAUUUGCCUGAUGCUGUGUAAACAGCAGGUCAUGCUGGGACUGGGCUGGAUUAUUUCUGAGUUCAUUUGAACUGGAUGCCUCUCUUGCCAGAUAAGCCAUUCUCAAGCAACCCUUCCUAGUUUAUGCUGUCCCAGCCUUUCCUUCACCCUUAAUUUUGGAAAGAUGAUAGUCUGAAAACAUGAGGCUUCUGCCUUCUCCCAGUUGAACCACUGGAUGCCUGCAGAGGCACUGGCGGGUCAAGGAAGUGGCACUGACAUGGAAGAAGCUGGACAGGCAGAUGACUUCUUAGCCAGAUGCUGGUAGAAACCCUGAAAUAAAAUCCUCACCAGCGCAGAACAAUUUCCUGAGUGAGUGUGUUUACAUAAUUGAAAGAGAAGUGCAAGUAGAGGGUUCAGCCCCUUCCCCAUGAAGGAGUGCUUUUCUGCCAACAAGACCCACAAAAAAAUUCUGGAAAUCCUUGUUUUCCCCCUCUCUUUUUUAAAAAAAAUGUGUAAACUUUUUAAAGGACCUCGGUGCCAGAUCUGCUCCCCUCCCCUUCAUGGGUCAGAACCUGCUUGGGUCAGUCUCUGGCUUUCUCAUUGUUGCCAAGCUGGACAAUGCCAGGUAGCAAUGGGAAGAAGGGACCUGGACCAUUCCUUUUGCGCCCUUGCCAGGGGAUGGAGGUUUAAGGCUUUCUCCUGGCUGCCCCAAGGUCACCAGGCCUCCCGGCAGUCUUGACCAGGAAAGGCAACAGAAGUGUGUCUGAAGCAGCAUGAGUUGCCUCAGCUGUGUGGAUCCAGACUCGGACAGAGAUGGGAUCCAUGGGCACUAAAAGGUUUGGCUGAGGUGGUGGUUAUAGUAAAUUUGGGCUCUCCAGGUGAGCCAGCAGCUGGCAGUCCCUUGCUAUUGUAUCUCAGGGCACAAUCUCCCUGGUGACUUUUGGGGUUGCUGCUGGUAGUGCCAUAGCAGCCCACAGGGGCAUGGGAAGAAUCCCUCAAGCUGGGAGGUAGAUAUUUUCUCCACUUAAAAAAUGAAUUGCCCCUCUUAGCCACUGAACCUUACAGGCAGAGCCAGCACUUGUCAAAAAGGAACCAUUUGCUGCCAGCAGGUCUGCUGAUCCCCAUCUUGCUCUUCCUCUCUGUUCCCUCUACAGCUUUCCAAGUGCGCUGGUCCCAGCUGACAUGUUUUCUUAACAAUAUUGGGAUUGGGGGACAGCCAGCCGAAAGCACAGAGUGACAAGUGGGGGCUGCUCAGGGUACAGCCUGCACCACGAUUUAACCUAAAAAGCAAGUCUGUUCUCCACUCUGGUAGCAGGAGGUUUCUGUGGACUUUAGAGGGACCAUAGAUUCUGCAGGAGGAUGUAUAAGUAGCGAUCCUCUGAAUCACUGGGGAGUGCAGAUUCUUUCUUGCCCCCUCAGGAACGUGGGCAGAACAGACUCCAUUCUCUCCUCUCCUUCCCCCAUAUCAACCACCUUCCCCACCAGCACUGGCUGUGUGUUUUGUAUUGGCCAUCCUCGCUAAAGAUAGCAAUACUGAACUCCAGACUGUAAAAGUGAGUGUUCCACCCAGCUGUUAACGGUAUGACAUAAAGCAAACUGGAAGGGAUGGGGGGGGAUGAAACUCAGCGUGAGUGUCUGGGUUUUGUCUUUGUGGAUAACAAGCUGCGCGAGGCACCAGGGACAAAGAUCCUAUUGUAAAAAUUGCAAAGAGAAUUUGUAUAGAUACCUAUUUUUGUAUUACAUCCAACAAUUCCUGCAUGUCAGCAAUAAAAUUUCAUAAUGUAGAA
This is a messenger RNA of Rhineura floridana, 4330 nucleotides long. RefSeq names its product serine/threonine kinase 40 (gene STK40). The transcript has 12 exons. Gene Ontology annotation, molecular function: ATP binding; protein kinase activity. The record is from RefSeq and is a predicted model, not a curated record. The coding region runs from base 267 to 1607 and encodes 446 amino acids. NCBI's taxonomy places the organism in Eukaryota, Metazoa, Chordata, Lepidosauria, Squamata, Rhineuridae. Gene Ontology annotation, biological process: protein phosphorylation.